Molecule: messenger RNA, 1014 nt
Organism: Musa acuminata AAA Group (dessert banana)
Lineage: Eukaryota; Viridiplantae; Streptophyta; Magnoliopsida; Zingiberales; Musaceae
Exons: 2
Coding region: 248-688 (146 amino acids)
Source: RefSeq, a predicted model, not a curated record
CACACAAAUAGACCCCAACCAUAGACGGUAAACAGUAUGUGACACGUCUAGAUCCUGCUCUACGCUACUCUACCCCCUCCCUCCUCAGCCUCACUCUUCUCUCCCUUAACACCCUACUCACUCAGCCUCAACCUCAAGGGGUGAUAGAACAGAUCUCUCUCUCUCUCUCUCACACACACACACACACGCUUGUUUGGUUUGUGCUUAGCCAUUUACUGGUGGAACAUGUAAGGCAAAGCUGAGGGUUAUGGGUUUGAUGGAUCACCAGAGUGGUUGCGGCGGAGGCACUGCCCCGCCCGCUCCUCCGAUGAGCCCGCGCAUCUCGUUCUCUUGCGACUUCACACUGGAGGUGCCCACCGUGCGCGCUCCCGGCCCGCCACCCGACCCCAACUUCGAGUUCUUGGUCGGCAGCCACCCGAUGAUCACCGCCGACCAGAUCUUCUUCAAGGGCAGGCUUCUUCCGCUCAAGGACAACCACCCCUCCGGUUCCAGCAGGGGUAUGAUCACCACCCUCCGCGACGAGCUCCGAGGCAACGAGGAGGCGUGCGGACAACCGAGGGAGCGGCCGCCAAAGGCUCCCAUCAAGUGGAAGGAGCUUCUCGGGCUCAAGAAGUCGCGUAAUCCAGCGGCAAAGAAGUCCGAUAAGAACGAAGGAUCCCAGCUCGGCAAAUCUAUGCAGGAACUAUGAGGGCUAAAGAUCAGCCUUGUCUACAUACCACUAAUCAAGCAAGCAUAGUUGCAGCAAAAGUCGUGAUGUCUGUUUCUACAUCUCUUUGCUGAUGUUUUGUUAUUCAUCAAGCUGGAGAUGGUUCAUUUCUUGGAAACUAGGAUCAAGGUGGAGAUGUUCUGUGUGGUAUUAACUCUCUCUCUCUCUCUCUCUCAUCAGUCUUGUGUAUUGCUGAAGGAAAUAUAAUGUGUUCUAUGGUACCAUAAGAUCUGCCUAUUUUCUUCUUCUUAUACGUGUGUGUAGCAAGGAAUUUUAUGGUGUGAUGAAUACAAGAUGAGGUUCCUUUA